GGCAAGGAAGCUAAAUGAAGAAUCUCCAUAGAGACCGAGCACUCAGGAAGUAAUCCGAGGGGUAAUGCGAGGAAGGUAGUGAAUGCAGCAGCAGCAUGUCCCGCCCGGUGAUCUCCCCCGUGCGUGUCGGUGCCACGGCUCCCGAGAGCUUCAGUGUUCUCCAGCAGCGAAUCUGCGUGGCUGAAGAGCAGGCGGAGGCACUGAUCCGGGACCUGGGGUCUCUCGGGGUGGCCCGGGAUGAGAUCCUGGGGUCCGACCCACACCCUGAGCCGCGGCGCCCCGUCAGCCCCUUCCACGUCCGCACCGCCUUCGUCGGGGAGGGGGAGGUGCUGUGGAAGAACUAUGAGGCCCUUGUGAGCCGCGUGUGCAGGAUGGAGAGCUUCAUCCACACCCUGAAACUCACUGUCUUCCGGCUGGACACAGAGAGGGAGCUCGACCCCAGACACUCAGUCCAGCAGCACAGGGCUGAGUGUAUUACUGUGCCUGUGUAUUGA
Molecule: messenger RNA, 494 nt
Organism: Polyodon spathula (Mississippi paddlefish)
Lineage: Eukaryota; Metazoa; Chordata; Actinopteri; Acipenseriformes; Polyodontidae
Product: coiled-coil domain-containing protein 150-like
Exons: 3
Coding region: 96-494 (132 amino acids)
Source: RefSeq, a predicted model, not a curated record